AUCUCUCAUCUCUGCCUGUGCUUGAUGGAUUCUUCAAUGCCAUCUUGUUUUCAUUCCACCCUUCAUUUAACACUUCCUUUGACUAUUUGUUUCCCCCACUCUCUUCUUCCCACUCCGCCAUUGAAGCCCAAUAUAUGCUAGCCUGCUGUAUAAAUUAAAGUAACAAACUUUACAUACAUUAUUCUGCAUUUGUACGGUGGCGCGUGGGUGGAAAUAUGGUGAUAAUGGAAGGGAUUCAGGAAGACAUGGGCGAUGGUAGCAUGCAGUGUGCGAAUCAUCCGUACAAGAACAGCAGCCCGGGAGGGGUUUGUGCGCUUUGUCUUCAAGAAAAGCUUGGGAAGUUGGUUUCUUCCUCUUUCCCUUCAGCCAUUUUCCCCUCUUCUUCUUCUUCCUCUUCCACCCCUUCUGUUAGAUCUGAGCUUGGCGGCGGAAUGGCCGCCGGCGGCGGCGGCGGUGCUACUGCUUCAUCUCAGCCUGUUCAGACGGCCAACAAGGCCGGUGAGGGUGAUCAUCAUCAUCAGUUUGAGUCUGCUGCCAGGAAACCCAGAAUACCCUUUCAGAGGAGGAAGAAGAAGAGCAAUAACAAUGGCGAGUCUUCUUCUUCUGCUACUGUGUUCAAGAGAAGCAAGUCUGCAACCACUCCAAGAAACAGGAUGGGUUUCUUGGAAGGAGAUGAGAAUGAUAAUGGAGAUGAUAUUAGCCCUAGGAAAAGGGGUUUCUGGUCAUUCCUCUACUACUCAGCAUCCAAGAAAAUUGAGAAGCCUGCAAGCAUUAAAGAUGCCAGCUUUCCCUCAUCAUCUGCCUCUGGGAAUGGUUCAAUGGUGGUGAGAGACAAGAAAAGAGAGAGCUUUGCAGUGGUGGAGGAGAAUGAGAGGUCUGAUCAGAGUAGCCAUGAGAGAAAGGUGUCAAGGUCCAGAUCUGUUGGGUGUGGGAGCAGGAGCUUCUCAGGGGAGUUCUUUGAGAGAAUCUCAACUGGUUUUGGGGACUGCACUCUAAGAAGAGUUGAGUCUCAGAGAGAAGGGAAGCCCAAAGCUCCCCCUUCUGUUCAACACAGGAACAGUGGGGCUUCUGGCCAAGAUUGCAUCAGGGAAAGAGUGAAAUGUGGAGGGAUUUUCAGUGGCUUCAUGAUCAUUGCAUCUUCUUCAUCUUCCUCAUCAGAUUGGGUUUCUUCUGAAGAGAAUAAGGCCACAAAUAAUCCUACAAUCCCACCUGCAUCUGUGGAUCAUCAUGGAAGGAGCAAGAACUGGGGAUGGGCACUUGCAAGUCCAAUCAGAGCUUUUACCAGCAAGCCAUCUACUGGGAAAACAGAAGCUUCAAACAAGAACACAACUCCCAACUUGGCUGCCAUUCCUUCUUUGUUGACUGUCAGAAGCUAGAACAAUGGCUUUGCCCCAAUGGAGUAAAUCACUAUAGAAAUUUUUUAAAAUUUAAUCCUCUUCUUUAAAAUGUGUUUAUUAUUAUUAUUAUCCUUGUUUGACAAUGUUCAGUAACCUUUCCCUCCCUCCCUAAGUUGAUAUUUAUGUCUAUUUCAUCUUUCUUUUACUGUCAACACUGGGUUUGGAUUCCAUUCAUGGAGUUCAUGUCUGUUUCCAUAACCACCUGAUUCUUGGAUGUGAUGAUCCAAUCCAGUUAUGUAAUUUGCUCAUAGCAACAUUAUCAUCAAUAAGAAUAAUUGUUCAUUUUGCCAAUGA
This is a messenger RNA of Ipomoea nil (Japanese morning glory), 1691 nucleotides long. RefSeq lists its product as uncharacterized. NCBI's taxonomy places the organism in Eukaryota, Viridiplantae, Streptophyta, Magnoliopsida, Solanales, Convolvulaceae. The transcript has a single exon. The record is from RefSeq and is a predicted model, not a curated record. The coding region runs from base 216 to 1376 and encodes 386 amino acids.